Molecule: messenger RNA, 4340 nt
Organism: Nerophis lumbriciformis (worm pipefish)
Lineage: Eukaryota; Metazoa; Chordata; Actinopteri; Syngnathiformes; Syngnathidae
Gene: tlr21
Product: toll-like receptor 21
Biological process (GO): toll-like receptor signaling pathway; inflammatory response
Cellular component (GO): plasma membrane
Molecular function (GO): signaling receptor activity; protein binding
Source: RefSeq, a predicted model, not a curated record
GAGAAGGCAAGACACGAUUAUAUAAACGGAUGAUCGGACCAGGAAGACCUCCGAACUGUGGACUUCGGCUCUGAUUUACCUUGACGAACAUCCAAAAUUGACAUCGAAGGGAGACUGAGGACGAGAACAAGACGCCAUGGCAUGUGGACACCGCCAGUUGUUGCAACUUGUGGUGGCCCUCAUAGCAGCCCAAAUGGUGGCCACGUACACCUACCAAAACUGCAUCGAGGACCAGCACUCAAAAAAGCAAAGCUUCAAAUGCAUGAACCGGAAGAAUGCAAACAUAUCCGCCAUUUUGUAUGGCCUCCCAGAGUCUGUCGUCAAUCUUACCAUCUCGAGAAAUUAUAUCCGGAAAAUUCCAGACAAGGCCUUUAUUAAUUUCCACAACAUUCAGCAGCUCCAAUUGGACAACAACCACUUGAACACUAUCGACGAGUUUGCUUUCCACAACUUACAUCAACUUCAGUAUCUUAAUUUGUCCUUCAACAACUUAUCCCAACUGAGCUCCUCACUCUUUAGGAGCCUACAGAAUCUCACUUUUCUCUCGCUGAGAGGCAAUAAAUUACAGCAGCUGCCAGAGGAGAUUUUUUCGGCUGUCUUCAAGCUCGACACGUUAAUACUGACGAAAAACCUCCUAACCAGCUUUUCAGCGAUUGUUGAGUCUGUGUCACACUUAAGCAAACUGCAAACACUGGACCUUUGUUUCAACAAGUUGACCUCUCUGCACCACUCCAAUGUUUCCCUUCCCAAAUCUCUUGGUAAAUUAUUAAUCUGUAAUAACAAUCUUUCCAAAUUAGAAUGUGAUACUUCCUUCCUCAGAUGGGUUUGGCUUUUGGAUCUGUCUUACAAUUCCGAACUACAGGCAAUGGCCUUUAAGGGAAUGGACCUUAUGCGAACCAACUACCUGAACCUGCGCUCAACCCGGGUAAAGGUAGCGACGCUUUUAAACAUCACCAAGAUCAACUUUGGUCAUGUGGACUUUACUGGCACAGGUCUACACAAUGACAGUCUGCUCAGGGAGUUGUGCAAGAUGCUGAGUUGUAAGGUGCCAAGUAUUAAAAAAAUGCGUCUGGGUGUCAAUAACAUUAGAAUCCUAGACUCGGACACACUGUCUGACUGCCCAAAGAUCAGUGAGUCUCUGGAUCUAUCACACAAUAGUCUGACUUCAAGGAACAAUGACGGAUUACACUGUUUUGGUUUUCUGGGGAAGAAUGUUUUUUUGAAAAACAUUAACUACGAACAUAACCAUCUGACAGCCCUGAAGACUUGCAGGAUAAAGAAGCGUUUCUAUAGUAUUGAAAACCUCAGCUUCCGCUAUAACCGCAUCUUCUCGAUCAGUAAAAAUGCUUUCAUUCACACACCAAACAUCAUAACCCUACAGUUAAACAUCAACAAUGUUGCUUUACUUGAUAAACAUGCGCUGGGUGGACUAAAGAGGCUUGAGACGCUGCGUUUGGACAACAACCUCUUAACCGACUUGUUCCAAUCCACUUUUAAAGAUUUGAUUGCUCUGCAAACCCUCAACCUGCGCAACAAUCGUAUAUCGGUCAUUUUCAACAAAACCUUCCAUAGCCUUGGCAAGCUGACAAUACUGGACCUCGGGGGGAAUAAGAUCAGUAAUUUUCAGUCAUCUGCACUUAUGGGACUCAAAAGUCUCUCAAAAUUCUACGUGGAUGGAAACAAUCUGAAAAAUAUUGACAUGUCUCUCCAUCACGUAUUUCAGGAUACACUGACAGUGUUGGACUUACAAAAAAAUUUGAUUCGCUUUUUAAAGCAAAAUGUCAAACCACCAUUUGUGAACUUCAGUAAACUUCAAGAUUUGAAGUUGGGUGGCCAGCGUCCACACGGCCUCACGCUUUUGCCUCCCGCUUUUUUCCGCGGCCUCGGCAACCUGACUUCUCUUUAUCUCACCAACAACCAAAUCUCUGACAUUGCAGACAAUGCCUUUGACGACCUGACAAGUUUGCACUUCCUCACGCUGGAUGGGUGCUGCAAUGGGAAUAUGGCGCUGAAACCGGGAGUCUUUAAAAACCUUAAAAAAUUGGCCGUAUUUAUUUUAGAGAAUGCUGGUAUUCAGACCUUCUCAAAAGAUGUUUUUGGCAAUCUGACCAAGUUGAACAAGCUGCAGCUCAAUCACAACGGCAUGCAGAGCUUUGAUGUCGAGGCGUUGGAAAGUCUUCCCAGUCUGCGCUACUUGGACAUACGCAACCUCCCUCUCAGUUGCACCUGCAGCAACAGCUGGUUGCAAAACUGGACGCUGAACAACCCAAAUGUCCAGGUGGUAUACGUUUACAAUCUGUCGUGCCCAAAAGGUGAGAAAGACAGCUUCUACAACUAUGACACCAGAGUCUGCUACAUCGACCUCGCAGAGUAUCUUUUCUUUAGCACAGCAGCCGUGGCCGCUCUGUUCAUGGCCGUCCCGAUACUUUACGUCAAGCUUUACUGGAAAAUGAAGUAUGGCUACUAUGUGUUCCGUUCCUGGUUUGGUGAGCAGUGGCGCAGGCUUAAAGAGGAGGAAGAGAACUGCGCGUUUGACGCAUUUAUUUCCUAUAACUCCAACGACGAAGAGUGGGUCAUGGAGCAGUUGCUGCCCAACCUGGAGGGCAACGGCUCGUCAUUUAAACUUUGCCUACAUCAUCGGGACUUUGAGCCUGGCCGGGACAUCGUGGACAAUAUUGUCACAGCUGUGUACGGUAGUCGCAAAACCAUUUGUGUCGUGAGCAGGAAUUUCCUCCAAAGUGAGUGGUGCUCCCUGGAAAUCCAACUGGCCAGCUACCGGCUCUUUGACGAGCACCGAGACGUCCUCCUGCUCAUCUUCUUGGAUACUAUCACCGAGCGCCAAAUGUCCUCUUACCACCGCAUGAGGAAGGUCAUGCUGAAGAAGACGUAUCUGCGGUGGCCCGGCUCAGAUGGCAUUAAUCCCAUGGAGGCCCAAGACUUGUUCUGGAAUCAGCUUCGUAGGGCGAUGAAGACAGGGAGCAAAGUGGAAACGGAGUCCGAUGACGUCGAAGACGGUGGUGCUGCUCCGGACAACUACGAUUUCAGAGAUUCUGAUACUCACACUCUGAUUGCCGACGAAAACUUUUAUGCAUCUUGAAAUUUGAUCUGUAUGUCUUUCUACAACACUGUGAUAUUGCAAUGCUUUUCUAGUUUACUGUACAGUAGAACCUUCAAAGUCAAAACCCAUCCAUCCAUUUUCUACCGCUGGUCCCUUUCGGGGCCGCGGGAGCCUAUCUCAGCUACAUUCGGGUGGAAGGUGGCGUACACUCUGGACAAGUCGCCACCUCAUCGCAGGGCCAACACAGAUAGACAGACAACAUUCACACUCUAGGGCCAAUUUAGUGUUGCCAAUCAACAUAUCCCCAGUUGCAUGUUUUUGGAGGUGGGAGGAAGCCGGAGUACCCGGAGGGAACCCACGCAGUCACGGGGAGAACAUGCAAACUCCACACAGAAAGAUCCCGAGCCCGGGAUUGAACUCAGGACCUUUGUAUUGUGAGUCACAUGCACCAAUUCCUUUAAAUCUCUAAAAACAAGGCUCAAAGGUUUGAGUGGCAUCACAUUGGAGCACAACAAAUCUGAUGAGAUUUUUUUUAAAUUACAAAACAUUAAUUUCAGCAGUUGCUAUAAAAUAAUACUUACCAGUAGUUACAUUAUCACUCUGCAAAAAACAGCCUGUAAAUGGUAUUUUCGAAAGGUUGACACUUAGUUUUACGAUACACUUCAUUUCUUUUUCCAAUGAUAUAUCAGUUAGGAUUGUUCAAAUAAUAAUAAUAAUAAAUAAUAAUAAUAAAUAACUAAAUAAUUUCCAAUUAGUAGUGUAAAAAAAAAAUCACUUUCAGAUUAAUCGCGAUUCUUAUCUGUAACGAUUCUUAAUUUUAAAAAAAUAAAUUAAAAAAUAAUUUUUAAACCUUUUCAUUUUUUGCCCAGUCCAGCCCCUCAGGAAAAUCAUAUUGUUGAUAGAGAUGCCCAUAUCUGCAGUACAUAUUUACUAUAAAAAUGAGAAGUGUUGGAUACUAUUCUUAUUGCCUCAUUAGUAUUUGACUUUAUUACAUGUUUAGGGAAGCAUUUUAUUAAACAGAACCAGUUUUCUUUUAAUUAAUUUAGAAAUUGAUCAGGGCUGUUUAUGUAUUUUAUGGUGAAAUGUAGUUAAUCAUAGAACAGCAUCCAACGUUAUGAAAAAAAGUAUAGAUUUUGAAUAGAGAAUCGUUUUAAAUCGAGAAUCGUUUCUGAAUCAAAUGGUCACCCUCAAGAAUCGAAUUGAAUGGCAUUGUGUGGUGCCCAAAGAUUCCCAGCCCUUUUUCCUAUAUAUAUUUUAUGUAUGAAUAAAAAACAACUUCCUG